AUGCGCAUUACCGACCAUCUCUUUCUUCUCUUUCUGCUCCUCUGCCCGGCCCUCGCCAUCGGACCGAGCUGCUUCAGAGUCGUCUCCGCGCUCGUCGGUCGACCCAGCCACAUCUUCAACAAAUUCCAAACCGAGAUCUGCGAGCGAGGAUGCCAGCCCACGAUCCCACACUGGGACCUCUGGACACGCAACAAUUCUUUUGUACCCGCCGUGCAGAGCUUGAUGAAGCGCAUGAAUGUUCCUCACCAGGAGGAAGCGCUGCUGAAGAUGGGCGACGACGUGGCCGUGAUUAUAAAGCGGCGCUGUGCUCCAUUGUUACAUGGCCGCCAUAUCUGCUCGGAUCCCAACACGCUGGCUGACUUUGGCAACUGCUUUAAGCGCAACUUUCUUCAAGCAUCCAUUAAGCAUCUCCCCAUCCUCCUGCCCAUGGCUUCUGAGGCGGCGUGCCAGGAGCAGUACAGAUUCCUCCAACGGGAUGAGCUAUGGGAAGAAACCAUUCCGCAAAACAUGCGCGAUUACGCCAGUGUCUGCGAUCAACUAGGCCCCUACAAGCAUGAGGAAUUGUGA
Molecule: messenger RNA, 567 nt
Organism: Penicillium argentinense
Lineage: Eukaryota; Fungi; Ascomycota; Eurotiomycetes; Eurotiales; Aspergillaceae
Exons: 1
Coding region: 1-567 (188 amino acids)
Source: RefSeq, a predicted model, not a curated record